This is a messenger RNA of Cetraspora pellucida, 368 nucleotides long. NCBI's taxonomy places the organism in Eukaryota, Fungi, Glomeromycota, Glomeromycetes, Diversisporales, Gigasporaceae. The record is from the annotation of a GenBank genome assembly.
GAUUUUCAAUGCGUGCAAUUGCUCGAGAUAUGAAUAUUGCACAUUCAACUGUAGUAAGAUUAAUUAAAAAAGCUACAGAAACUGGAAAAAUUGAAGAUUUAAAAAGAUCAGGUCGUCCCAGAAUUUUGACACAAGAGGAUGAAGAAAGGAAAAUUGAAUUGAUAAAUUCUGGAGAAUGUGAAACUGCAACUGAAGUGCAUUCAAAAUUUAGAGAAUAUUUUAAUAGUAAAGAAAAACAAAAAUUAUGGGAAAGAGUAAUAGAAAUAUGGAAUGAAAUUGGAUGGAAUACAAUAAAUAAGUUGUAUGAAUCAAUGUCUAAAAGAAUUGCUGCUAUAAUAGAAGCUAAAGGUGGUUAUACAGAAUAUUAG